Messenger RNA from Heterotrigona itama, 2469 nucleotides. Lineage: Eukaryota; Metazoa; Arthropoda; Insecta; Hymenoptera; Apidae. The record is from the annotation of a GenBank genome assembly.
AUGACAAAACGUCAAGAUGAAACUGUGACUCUUUUUCACGGAGAUCUCGGAGAGAAGGAUGAACAGAACAGAGUACCAUUGAACACAGUAGUAUCCGUUUGUACUUUGAUUACCAGCUUUGAUCAUUGUGUCAGACAGAUACUGUAUGUAGCAGCUAGGUUAGCAAGUGAAAAACACUCUCAACAACAGCCUACGCAAAUGCAACAUUCGUCCUCGUCCGAAGACGUUGACAUGGAAUCCUCAGGAGGUGGUAGGUCAGACUCGUGUGGAUCUGUUGGAGUAGUGUCAUCGGACGUGGACGGUGGAAGUAUCGAUGAACUAUCUGCGAAAUUUAGUGUUCAAGGAACGUCGAGUAGUAAAAGCACAGGAAAAAAGAAAGUAGUACGUGCAUAAUAGUAAUAAGCGUUGUUCUCUGUAUCGAUUUGCUCUGUCUAGAUAUUUUAUGUUUAAUAACGUGCAUUCUGGUCUUUCGUUUCAGACACUUGAAAAUUUCGAAUUCUUGAAAGUUCUGGGAAAGGGUACAUUCGGAAAGGUAAUCCUUUGUAGAGAAAAGGCGACGGGCCAUUUAUACGCUAUUAAAAUAUUACGAAAGGAAGUUAUUAUACGUAAGGACGAGGUUGCGCACACGCUUACUGAGAACAGAGUACUGCGAACUACAAAUCAUCCGUUCCUAAUUGUAUGUCUUUCAUAUAUUUUAUUAUAUCGAACCCGCGCGUGUAACAUUAAUUAAUGCUUCUUAAUUUGCAGUCGUUAAAGUAUAGCUUUCAAACAGCGGAUAGGCUGUGCUUUGUAAUGGAAUACGUAAACGGCGGGGAGUUGUUCUUUCAUUUGCGACGUUCCCGUGUAUUCGGCGAGGAUCGUACACGAUUUUACGGCGCUGAAAUCAUUUCAGCCUUAGGUUACCUUCAUUCGCAGGGUAUCAUUUACCGUGAUCUCAAAUUAGAGAAUCUUCUUUUAGAUAAAGAUGGACACAUUAAAAUAGCUGACUUCGGAUUGUGCAAAGAAGAUAUAACGUACGGUAAAUACGUUGUACAUAUUUAAAAUAUAAAAUUUUAUAAAUUUAAAUAUGUGGCGAAAAAUACCGGUGACAUUUCAAAUAUUCAGGAAGAACGACGAAAACGUUCUGCGGAACCCCUGAAUAUCUUGCACCAGAAGUAUUAGAGGAUAACGAUUAUGGACGAGCUGUAGAUUGGUGGGGAGUCGGUGUUGUUAUGUAUGAAAUGAUUUGUGGUCGAUUACCUUUUUAUAAUAAAGACCAUGAAAAGCUUUUCACGCUUAUUGUAAUGGAAGAAGUAAGAUUUCCUAGAACAAUCAGUAACGAAGCAAAAGACAUGCUUGGUGGUAUGUAGACUGGACAAUUGUAAACUGAAUGAUUGCCUUUUGAAACUGACAGAUGUUUUUAAACUUCUAAACUUCUUUUUUUUCAGGAUUACUUAUUAAAGAUCCAAGUAAAAGAUUAGGCGGUGGACCUAACGAUGCGAAAGAAAUUAUGGAUCAUGCAUUUUUCUCGUCAAUUGAUUGGUCGGAUCUUGUACAGAAAAAAAUUCCUCCUCCUUUUAAGCCUCAAGUAACGUCUGACACAGAUACCCGAUAUUUUGAUAGUGAAUUUACGGGCGAAAGCGUCGAGCUUACGCCACCUGAUCAAGGAUUUUUAGGUAGUGGGGCUGGUUUAAAUUCAAUAGCUGAAGAGCAAGAGCAUUUCCCCCAAUUUUCCUAUCAGGAAAGUCACUCAGCAGCAACUUCUUCCAUUGUUUCCAUUAAUCACUGACAGUGUCAAGCUUUUUCUUUGUUUACGUAAUGAGAUGUAUGGCUAAAUGCAUGAAAAAGUCAGACAUUCGAUUAUGACGAAUAUUCGCAGUUUGUCUACCAAUUUGGAAGAAUUUUUUUUUAACGCAGAUAAAUCGAAAUAUCAGUUAUUUUCGCUAAUUUAUGAUGCUUUUUUGUGCAUCUUUAUAAGGUUUUAACACAUAUCUCCAAUGGCAGAUUCGCGUAUGUGUGCGUGUACAUGCGCAUGCAUGCACAUACUCAUUAAAAUUGUACAUGAAAAAAGUUAUGUACUAUAGGAUCCAAUUAAAUUAAUAUUUAUACCUGCUGAGUAGGUUUGCGGUGAUAUAAUGGGGAUUGGAUGUUUGUUUAAAUCGAAAACAAAAUAAGAGAGGUGAAAAAGUUAUGCUUAUCCCCUAAACUGUGUUACGUUAUAAAGAGUGGCAUGUUUUUUCUAUAUGGAAGAACGAUAUUUGAUAAUCGUAGCUACAGUUUAAUUUUUUUUUUUUUUUAAUGAGGAUGGUAAUCGAUAUUUUCUGGCUUCGUUGUCAAUUUUAUCGCAAUAAUUUAUAGAAAAGCAGUUCCUGGUUAUUUUUUUAAAUUCAUUAGUCAAAUAUUAUAGCGGAAGUCAAAAUAGCAAAUUAUACUUGGCAAGGAGCCAGUCAAUGGGCAAAUGGAUUUUCCAUUUUAAAAGUAGAAACAUAG